Molecule: messenger RNA, 1691 nt
Organism: Sebastes umbrosus (honeycomb rockfish)
Lineage: Eukaryota; Metazoa; Chordata; Actinopteri; Perciformes; Sebastidae
Gene: hpcal1
Product: hippocalcin-like 1
Exons: 4
Coding region: 387-968 (193 amino acids)
Molecular function (GO): calcium ion binding
Source: RefSeq, a predicted model, not a curated record
AUGAUAAAACCAACACACGCACCGUGAAACUGGAGGUAGGAACGACUAGAAUAAGAAGCUAGAUUAAAGAAAACAACAACAUUUAGGCUAUUAAGGUCAAACUUCAUCUCUUGUUUUUUCCUUUGAGAGUAUAGGACUGUUGUUAAAACUCACCCUGAGCAUCUUAAAUUGGAGUUUAUUAUCAGUAAGGAGGAGGAGGUGUUAAGGAUAGGCUGCUGUAACUUUGGUUAGUGGGCUUUUCAACCUCAUAAACAACUCCUAAAAUAGGAGCAGAGGAAGCCGAGCAGACGGCGACGUGGAGAGUGAAAGCACAGGGCGAGCGGAGAAGUGUAAGCAGAAGGUAAACACCAGCCCCCAGCUAUCUGCCCGCCUGAGAGUGCUGCGUCAUGGGGAAACAGAACAGCAAGCUGCGGCCCGAGGUCCUGAACGACCUGAGAGAAAACACAGAGUUCACCGACCACGAGCUCCAGGAGUGGUAUCGCGGCUUCCUCAAGGACUGUCCCACCGGCCACCUGACCGUGGAGGAGUUCAAGAAGAUCUACGCCAACUUUUUCCCCUACGGAGACGCCUCAAAGUUCGCCGAGCACGUCUUCCGCACGUUUGACACCAACGGCGACGCCACCAUCGACUUCAGGGAGUUCAUCAUCGCCCUGAGCGUGACGUCUCGCGGCGGUUUGGAGCAGAAGCUGCGCUGGGCCUUCAGCAUGUACGACCUGGACGGGAACGGGUACAUCAGCCGGGCAGAGAUGCUGGAGAUAGUUCAGGCAAUUUACAAGAUGGUAUCAUCAGUGAUGAAGAUGCCUGAGGACGAAUCGACACCAGAGAAAAGGACAGACAAGAUCUUCAGACAGAUGGACAUUGACAAUGAUGGUAGAUUGUCUUUGGAGGAGUUCAUUAAAGGUGCCAAGAGCGACCCGUCCAUUGUCAGACUGCUGCAGUCGGAUCAGGGAGCCUCUCGUCAGUUCUGAGGACAGAGACAAUAACAGACACACGCUCUCUCUCUAAAACACAAUCACAAACCAACAUGCAUCGCUCGGUCAUCAUCAUCACAACCCUUUCAUUUUAAAAAGCACUCCUCGUCUUAUUGUUUACAUUAAUGGAUACUUCUCUUUUGUCAAUGUGGCUCCUUCUCUGUGGACUAUGACGUGCUUUCAGUUGAGGUAUUUUGUGUAUAAUAUGCUUUUUUCCAAAGCUCUCUUGCCUUGAAACCGUUUUUACCUGUUCUCCAUAAGUGAAGUGCCAUAUCAUAUAUUUAUACUGACUGGAUUAUAUGCUCGCAAGUAUUAUGAAUCCCAUUAUGUUACACUUAAGAGGAAACUAAUUACAUCACUUCUUAUAAUUUGAUUCAACUUAACUGUGUUGACAAGUGGCUUAUUGUUGUUCAGGAUAUCAACUGUAGCUUUGACAAGUUGCUCUUCUGAACAACUUCUAUAUGCCUUUUGGUAUUGCAUGCGCUCGGUGAUAUGAGUUUUUCUGAUAUUGUAACAGUUUACGUGAAUAAGGAAGCCGUGAUUGUUUUUAUUCCUUUUUAUUUUUGUAACAAAAUUUUUUUUUUUUUUUGUUUUCACACAAUUGAAAUAAAGUCGUGUAAGAAAAAUCUACACAAGAAGUCCCACAGUAUCCCCCUUGUCCUGGACAGACAUGAAGCAAACCCCACCAAGAUUCUCACUUUACUGGUUUAAAAAGAGAGA